GUGAAUCAAGACUUACAGAAGAAGGACCUGUGUAACUUGCAAUCAUGCCAUUCCCCUUUGGCAAGUCCCACAAGUCUCCUGCAGACAUAGUGAAGAACCUGAAGGACAGUAUGGCAGUACUAGAAAAGCAAGAUAUCUCUGACAAAAAGGCUGAAAAGGCCACUGAGGAGGUUUCAAAAAAUCUGGUUGCCAUGAAAGAAAUCUUGUAUGGGACAAAUGAAAAAGAGCCGCAAACAGAAGCGGUGGCACAGCUUGCUCAAGAACUGUACAAUAGUGGUCUUCUUAGCACCCUAGUAGCUGAUUUACAACUCAUUGAUUUUGAGGGUAAAAAAGACGUUGCUCAAAUUUUUAACAACAUUCUCCGAAGACAAAUUGGUACAAGAACUCCCACAGUGGAAUACAUCUGCACUCAACAGAAUAUAUUGUUCAUGCUAUUAAAAGGGUACGAAUCUCCAGAAAUUGCUCUAAAUUGUGGAAUAAUGUUAAGAGAAUGCAUCAGACAUGAACCACUUGCCAAAAUAAUCUUGUGGUCAGAACAGUUCUAUGAUUUCUUCAGAUAUGUGGAAAUGUCAACUUUUGACAUUGCAUCAGAUGCAUUUGCCACUUUCAAGGAUUUACUUACAAGACACAAAUUGCUGAGUGCAGAAUUUUUGGAACAGCAUUAUGAUAGGUUCUUCAGUGAGUACGAGAAGUUACUUCAUUCAGAAAAUUAUGUGACAAAAAGACAGUCACUUAAGCUGCUUGGUGAAUUGCUGUUGGACAGACAUAACUUCACAAUUAUGACAAAAUACAUCAGUAAACCUGAAAAUCUCAAACUAAUGAUGAACCUUCUACGAGACAAGAGUCGUAAUAUUCAGUUUGAGGCCUUUCACGUCUUCAAGGUGUUUGUAGCCAAUCCUAACAAGACACAGCCUAUAUUAGAUAUUCUUCUAAAGAACCAGACCAAACUUAUUGAGUUCCUCAGCAAGUUUCAGAAUGACAGGACCGAGGAUGAACAAUUUAAUGAUGAGAAGACGUAUUUAGUUAAACAGAUCAGGGAUUUGAAGAGACCAGCACAGCAAGAAGCUUAAUUUCCGAUAAACCCCUAAAAUAUUAAACCCAAAUUCUGCAUUUGCUGUUAGAUAUUCAGCAUCAGGCACUCUUAUCGAUUCAUGAGGAACAUUACUGCUAAUCUGCUGUUCAGUGAACGGUUUUUGUUUUUUCUCUCUCCCCUUUUUUUUUUUUUUUUAGUCCAAGCUGAAAAACAUAGCUGCUGCUUUCUUGCACAAUGUGGACUUUCUUGAUAUUUGUGUCAUUUCAGAAUUCAAAGACACUGCUUGUUUUAGAAGUCCUGAGAAAAAGAUUCUAGGUUCAUGAAAGCAAACAUAUAGAUAAUAGUUUGGUUUAGAAAAGAAGGUAUUAAUAUAGUUAAGCAACAGGUUGCAUGCUUGCAAAUCUGAUUAAAUCUGUAUGUUUGCACUUAUCUUGUUUGAGAUAUGAGCACAAUGUGAUCUGUGCAUACUUGGCACCAUAGUAUAAGAUUGUAUGCCUUGAUUUAAAAAAAAUGUGCAGUGCUUUAUUUGUAAUCAAAGGGGAAAUGUAUCUCUGAUGUGAGCUUACUGGGAUAAACUCAUCUUGCAAACAAACUGAUACUGAAACUUCGCAACUUUUAAACGAACGAAAUAGCAAGUUUCAUAAGGAAAUUGUAUAUAUGCCUUUCACUGCUUUCUAGACUUUUGACAUGAUUUGAUUUUUCUGAGAAUUGACUCAUAAACUUGGAAAAAUGUUCUAAGGGUUUUGUUAAUUUUACUUUGAAAGUAUUUCAGACAGUAGAGCUAGCAGUGACACUUUACAUUUCAUUUCAACAAUGCUUGCUGGUUUCUUUUGUAUAUAACUCCUAGGCUGCUCAUUUCUUUAAAAAUAUGAUUUAAUUUGUACAGCAGAGGAAUGUUAUUGUAUUAGUCUGUAACUAUUACCUAAUAUUGAGUUUUGCAAAAUGAAUGCUCAUGUGUAAUUGAAUAUUUCAGAUCACAUGGAAAUGCUGAUUUAACCAUCUUAAGUACUGCAGCAUUAAAAGGAAAAGAAAUCUUUGUAUUCACUUAUCUAAUAGGGUGCCAUCAAUUAGGGUAAGCUAAAAUAUAGAACUGGAACCCUUUAAACUAUAUUCUUACUGGAUAAUAUUGGCCUUACUCGCUUAAAUUAGCAGUAUGUUCAGAUCUACAAAUGGUAAAGAUUAUGUUAAAUUAACAUCAAUUCCCCUUUCUUCUGGGAAAACUACAGUGUCUCUUUUUUGCUUAUAGUAAAUAACUCAGCCCAAUAGUUGUGAAAGUAAAUAAUUUAAUUCCCUUUGACUUCAAGAGAGAGGAUUCCUGGAUGUCCUAGUGAUAACAAGAUAAUUUUAUUUUGUCAAGUUCUCUUCUUUAAUGCUGCAAACUAUCAGUAUUUAUAAAAGAAAAAAGAAACAACUGAUUUUGCACCAUGUUGGUUUUUGUUACUGUGACCACACAAAAAGAUCUUCUAAAUAUCUAAACAAUGCUAUUAAAAUGUAUCUAUUCAUCUUAUAGUAAUGCUAAGAUCACAAGUAACCAGUUUAUGGAUUGGAGUUUGAAAGUUCAAAUUCUGCAUGGCUGAAUCCGAUUGAGAAUGCUGUAAAGUUGUUCAUUGCUUCUUGUCCUCUUGCCAAGUGAAAUAUUUCAAAUCAGCAAAGUGAAACUCCUAAUAGACAUUUUAGUUAAUUUUAAAGCCUUCAUGAGGAAAGUCAUAAUAGCUCCAGAAAAUUGGGUAUUUUCAUUCUAGUAAUACAGAAUUGCUCUUAGCACUGUAAUUGGUCGUUUUAAGGUUCUUAAUCUUUCCUUUGCAAACCCAUUCAUUUUGUCUACUGAAAGGAAAGCAGCUUAAUCUUACUGAAAAUUUGAGAGAUCUGUUUUUAAAAUCACUUAUAGGCAAGCAAAUUGGCCAUGAGAUGGUGUUAUAGUUCAGUACUAACAGUCUAUUAUAUUUUGGUUUAUCGUAGUUAAAUGGAAGAAAACAUUAUUUGCCAAGUUAUUCUCCAUAACAUGUAAGGCUUCCACUUUAGAAAAAUGUAGAAAUGCUGAAGAUUUAUAUAUGUAAAGAAGUGGGGGAAAAAAUGAAUUGGGGUAUUGGUUUUCUCACUCUUCUGUUGGGCCUGAGAAACAGUGGAUAAGAUAACUUUUUUAACAUGUGAAAACAUUUGAAUGUUGGCAUUCAAGAAGUUGUAUUUAAAGAUCAUUUGACAUGCUAUUCAUAUUAAAAAGAUUCUGUUGUUCUGGAAGUGGUUUCUUCUCAUCUACGUGAAGGCUUAACAAUAUAUUACUAGAAGUUA
Messenger RNA from Gavialis gangeticus (Gharial), 3322 nucleotides. It is a transcript of the gene CAB39, whose product is annotated as calcium binding protein 39. Gene Ontology annotation, molecular function: protein serine/threonine kinase activator activity. The transcript has 8 exons. Gene Ontology annotation, biological process: intracellular signal transduction. The record is from RefSeq and is a predicted model, not a curated record. NCBI's taxonomy places the organism in Eukaryota, Metazoa, Chordata, Crocodylia, Gavialidae. Bases 45 to 1070 code for a protein of 341 amino acids.